Molecule: messenger RNA, 729 nt
Organism: Adineta ricciae
Lineage: Eukaryota; Metazoa; Rotifera; Eurotatoria; Adinetida; Adinetidae
Source: the annotation of a GenBank genome assembly
AUGCAAUCGCCAUCGAAUGUACGAUGUAACUCUACACCAAGUGAGAGAAAAAAUACCAACGAAAGUACAGACGAUAGUCAACCGCCACCGCCAUCAUAUCCGAGUGUUAUUCAUAAAUUGGAAAACUUUCCAUUGCACAAUUAUAACGAUCAACCACCUCCGCCAAGUUAUGCAGAUAUCGUGACUUCGAAUCAAACACCUUCAAAUCAGUAUGCGACAGCAGACAAUAUAUUAUCAAAACGGGCACGAGUUUAUUUAUGGUUGAAUGGAAUCUUCACGAUUAUCUUUGGUAUAAGCGCCAUUGGUAUCCAAAUUGGAUUAGUAGCUUCACAUUCAAUCGUGUAUUACUAUUACGGCUUUUGGGCAGGAAUUUUAAUCAUCAGUAUCGGUAUCGGUACACUUUUAUUCAAUAGUCGCUAUCGUAGACAUGAGACAACAAAAUAUUUUCGUUCAUUCAUAUGGCAAACAGCAUUUAUUGCCGUUGUAUUCGGCUUUGGGGUCAUUAUUAUCCUAACAGAUUCGUGCGAUGGAGAAGAAUCAGAAAAUGAUGGUAAUGAUGAUGCGUGUAAACGGUCGUAUAAAGUACUGAAUGGUUUACUGAUCGCUGUUAUUUCGAUAACAUUCGUGCAAUCAAUUAUAAACACAAUUAUUGUUGCUGUUCUUAAACGGCAGUACAUGACGAGUCUGAAUGCAACAACAUCAACCACUACAGCAAUAGAAGCUUCUUGA